Molecule: messenger RNA, 1346 nt
Organism: Neocloeon triangulifer
Lineage: Eukaryota; Metazoa; Arthropoda; Insecta; Ephemeroptera; Baetidae
Exons: 6
Coding region: 166-1134 (322 amino acids)
Source: RefSeq, a predicted model, not a curated record
AAAAUACUGAAAAUAGUAAACAACACUGGAACACCUGCCGAAUCAGCUAAAGUCGCAGGCAAGAGAGGCGGAUUUUUUUGUUUAAUCAACAUAUUAUUUUGUUCUUCGUGGUCUCCGGAAGUUGAAAUCAAUUUAGUCUUCAUUAUUGCACGUAAGAAAAGAAAUAUGGAAUCCGCCAACAAUACGACGCUGGAGAGUCUAAGACGAAAAAGAAAACACACGGACACAGAAUCUCAGGAAAAUCCUCAUGAAAAUGGUGAAUGUGAGGUUGUUGAUCUGGAAAAUGACCAACCCAAAGACCACAAGAUACCAAAGGAGUCAGAUACUGCAGAAAUCACCAUCAAUGACCUGGACAAAAAUGAUAACAAAAGUGACAAAUUUGAAGAGGAUGUAGUUUUUCUUGCCUUGAAGGAACUGACACAGAAAAGUCAGGCAACCGAGGAUGGCGACAGUUGUGAAGAAGUUGUGAUCGAAAAGGAGAAGGAGUCUGAAGAGAUCAUUUUUGUGGAGGAAGUUGACAAAGGAAAACAUCAGAUUGAGGUCAUUGAAAUUUUGGAUGAUACUCCGCUAGAAAAAAGAAUUGCUGUGAACCAAACGAUACCACACGAGCCUCCAGUUUCUAGAGAUAACCAAAACAGACGCCACUUCCUGCACCCCCAGGAGGCGGCUACUGACAUUGUUGACCUUCUGCUCAGUCGUGGCCACCAGCGAGCCAUCCGUGAUGGUUGGGCCCCCGUCACUCCAACAGAGCACAACAUUUUCCUGCAAGUGAAGAUCUCUUGGCUUGGCGAUUUGAUGGCGCGUCGCAGGAGGGACAACGAGGACAGGCAGGACUACUGUUGGAGGGUCAGGGCUUUCACGAAGCGCGCCUUUCUCCAGCUGGCCAGGCAGAUGAGCCACGAGAGUGUCCUGGCCUGGGCCAUCAUUGAAAACAACAAAGAGCACAUUGCCAAGUUCCAGGAGGAGCAGAGGAGCAGGCAGUUGCGGUCACUGACACCAGCUAGUACGGCUCCUAAACUGAUUGUGCCAGGCAAGGAUGAUCCAGAGAAGCAAACAGCUGCUGCAAGUUCAGAGAAUAAAGACACCGAGGUCAAGACUGAGGAAACAGUUCCUAAGGUGAAGGAGGAGCUGUAAUGGCGAAACUGAUCUGAAAUUCGCUCAUCAAACAAACGUUGUUUACACAAAUCUACUUAAAUUUAAGUAAACAGUUCGUCAAUUUAAUGACAAGCUUACAAAGAGCAAACACCGACAGGAUCAAAGCAAGACUUUAAUGUGUUCAAAUCAAGCUAUUUUAUAAUGAAAACAAAAAUGAAAUUUAUGAUUGAUAAUAAAAUUUCUGACUAAAA